Messenger RNA from Parastagonospora nodorum SN15, 1536 nucleotides. RefSeq lists its product as hypothetical. Gene Ontology annotation, molecular function: FAD binding; oxidoreductase activity. The transcript is spliced from 4 exons. The record is from RefSeq and is a predicted model, not a curated record. Lineage: Eukaryota; Fungi; Ascomycota; Dothideomycetes; Pleosporales; Phaeosphaeriaceae. The coding region runs from base 1 to 1536 and encodes 511 amino acids.
AUGCUUUCUCGCAUUCUGACUCCAUUAUCAGCCGCUGUGUAUGUUGUCGUCUCCUUGGCUUCGGUUGGAUCCUGUGGACCUACAACACCUCGUGACAUCUUCACGAGAACACCUGCAGCAGGCAUCGACAUCCGAUCGCUCGCACCACAACUAUCUCCAGCGUCGAAAGUUUAUCUUCCUGGGAGUGAUGAGUUCACAACGUACACCGUCCGCUGGUCGAACCUGGAGCCACCUACCCCAAACGUUGUGAUUGCGCCUGGAACCGAAAAGGAUGUCGCAAAAAUUGUCAAAUUCGCCUCACAAAACAACAUUCCCGUCCUUGCAUACAACGGUCACCAUGGCACUUUGACCACGUUGGGCAAGAUGGAUUACGGUAUCCAGGUCUAUUUGCCGCAACUGAACAGCAUAUCUGUGGCUAAAGACGGCAAGUCGGCAAAGAUUGCGGGUGGAGUCAACUCCAAGAACUUGACGGACGCUCUCUGGGUAGCAGGAAAGCAAACUGUGACUGGUACUUGCGAAUGCGUGAGUUACUUGGGUCCUGCUCUCGGCGGCGGCCAUGGUUGGCUUCAAGGUCAUCACGGCCUUAUUGCUGAUCAAUUUUUGUCCAUGAACAUUGUUACUGCAAAUGGUGACCUCAAGACGAUCGAUGCAAAAUCAGAUUUAUGGUGGGGUAUGCAGGGCGCCGGACACAAUUUCGGCAUUGUAACUUCUGUUGUCACCAAAGUCUACGACAUCAUACAUCCGAACUGGGCGAUCGAGACGAUCAUAUUCAGCGGAGAUAAAGUUGAAGCUUUAUAUGAGGCGGCGAACAAGUACAUCUUGCAAGGCGGAAAGCAGAGUUCGGACAUCAUCAACUGGUCCUACUGGUUGAACGAUGCGACGCUCGAUGCGGACAAGCCUGUCAUCCUGAUGUACAUCAUUCAAGAGGGAGUUGACGCAGUCGAUGCCAAAUACACUAAGCCUUUCCACGACCUUGGACCGCUUGUCAUUAAACCACAAUCUGGUACUUACAAGGACCUCGCAGCUUGGACAGGCAUUGCUCUAGACUCCCCUCCGUGCCAGGACUUCGGAUUCAACAACCCUCGAUUCCCUAUUUACACCAAAGCUUACAACACCACGGCCCAAAAGAAGGCAUAUGAAGUGUAUGCAGCAGCCAUUGCAGGCCCCGACUCCCCGUACACGAACUCGAUCUUCAUGUUCGAGAACUAUGCUACCGCAGGUGUUCGCGCUCGCGCUGUUGACUCCUCCGCAUUUGGUUUCCGUGAAGACCUCAUUCUCGCAGCACCACUCAUCAUCUACGGUCCGACCGACAAGGCACGAGACCAUGAAGUAGAGAAGUUAGGCAACCAAUUGAGGGAGAUCAUCCGCGAUGGGACUGGAAGCAGCGAGCUUCAUACGUAUGUGAACUACGCGUAUGGGACCGAGGGACCAAAGAGCUGGUAUGGUUCCGAGAAAUCGCGCCAAGAUCGUCUGAAAACUCUGAAAAAGAAGUAUGAUCCAAAGGGUGUCUUUAACUUCUACGCGCCUGUAGUGUAA